Messenger RNA from Colletotrichum paranaense, 2685 nucleotides. RefSeq lists its product as uncharacterized. The transcript has 5 exons. The record is from RefSeq and is a predicted model, not a curated record. Bases 1 to 2685 code for a protein of 894 amino acids. Gene Ontology annotation, biological process: DNA replication initiation. Gene Ontology annotation, cellular component: DNA replication preinitiation complex. Lineage: Eukaryota; Fungi; Ascomycota; Sordariomycetes; Glomerellales; Glomerellaceae.
AUGUCUUCCUCCAGGCUGUUCCCGCCCUCAGACGCGUCGCGUCAAAGAUCGGGAAUCCUUACGCCAAGCUCUGAUGGAUCUCUGAACUCCAAACAUGAAUUGCCGCCGCCUACGACGGCGCAGAGGAAGCGCAGCAUCUCCCAUGCCAUGGAGGACUUGCUGAAGGCUGCGAUUGUUCUCAAGGUGCAUCCUACCAGCACAGUCACGAAGCCAUGCACGCUGCAGCCGCUCAUGCUGAUCCCCCGAGAAGACCUCCCGCUGUCGAGCCUCGACCUCUUUUCACCCCACGGCGAUCUUCCUUCUAGCCGCCUUUACGAGUCCCUAGUCAAGAUCCUUGACCUCGAAGAUCGGGUCGCCGAGAGACCGAGCCUGCUCCUUGCGCGCAACGAAGCUUCCAAGUCAAUCUACGCGCUCGAACGUGCUACAGCCUUUGGAACCAACCUCUAUACCGUCUGUAAACUAGGACCUUGGGUGGACCUACUGGCCUUGUCCGAGAAGGCAACGGUGGUCGGGAAGCAUGUCGCACGCAUGCGGCUUGCAGAAGAAGCAAGGGAAUCUAAGCAAGGCCAGACCAUGCCAUUGACAACGCCCGCCUUGCACAGAGGACACAAGGAGAAGAGACUGGCGAUUGAGGCGCUGCAGCAGUCUAUUGUGAGGAAGAGAGGCCGCUCGCAAUCGGUGUCAACAUUCGACGAGACAAGAGCGGAGAAGCGGACGAGGUCUGACGACGACUUCUCACGACCGCAAACGCCAAGCGGACUGGCCCAGACGGUAGAGCCGAAGCCUGAGCCUACCGAGUGGAUUCAAACACAUCUGGACGCAGUCGAACCGACGCCACAGCCCGUUCCCGAGCCUACUACCCAGCAGACUGCUGGCGACAUCAUGGACACCAUCAGGACACAAUAUACCGAGGCACUUUACAAGUCAAUGGGAUCUCUUGCGUACUUUGCAAAGGGACCGCUAUCUCGAGCCCGCGCCGCGUUCCAUCUCGAUUGCGACGGCACGAUGGAUAUGAAUGACCUCAUAGAGUUUCUGAAGAGUCUUGUCAUGACAACAGUCCAAAUCGACAAAAAGUACCGCGAAGCGAUACCGGAUCUAAUUUCGAAAAUGAAGACACACAUUGAUAGUUCCGACGAAGGUGGCAAGUUGAAGCGAAGGAAGACCAAGAAAAUAAAGUUGGGCAAGGACGGCAUGUACUCUGGUGAAGACGAGCAUGUGCGCGCCUGGUGGAGCUCGAACAAGCCGGAAAUCAGCGACGAGGACAUGGCCGUCACACCGGCACAGAUCAAGUCCCAUGUUUCCCUGCUGAGGACCCGCGAGACGCAAUUACAAAUGAUAUUGAUUUUGGAAAUCCUGGCCCUGGAGCCUCUGCGCACAGCCGAGGCAGAAGGAGAGAGCCAAUUACCUGGUCUGUCAGGCGAGGGGGAUGGCGAGAAGGCAGCAGAAGUACAGCCGAAGAAACGCAGCAAACACAACUUCCCUGUCUUGAUAGACGUUCACGCUGAUCGGCUCACCAUUUGGCAGUCCACUGCUUCUGAUGAGUUGAGACUCUUAGAGGGUUCUCAAGUCACUGCGGCGAACGCCGGGGAUCCAGCGUUGCGGGCCUUCGCUGCUCGGUUGCCUGAGAUCUGCGAUUCUAUCAACCGUAAACUUGGAGGACCCGUCAUCAUUGCUCCGCCAAUGCCCAAAGCCAAGCCUUCUUCGACUAAGCCCAGCACGAAGCCGGGAGCUGCUGCGAAGCGUCCUGUCAAGCCUUCAUCGAAGAACAACAUAGAAAAGGCCUUAUUCAAGGAGCAGUCGCGGCGCAGUAUUUCCAGAGGUCCCGGUAACGCCAUUGCGUUGUUGAGAUCUGCAACCUCGGCCAAUAUUCCCGGCUUCAAGCGUGAAAACAGCGAGCUCGAUCGCAAUUCGCCCAGGGACCGGACGGGUCUACUUUCCAGGAGUCAAAGCAUGACGGCCCUGGAUGACGUCAAGGUCCAAGACGUCAAGGCACAGAAGAAGGCUCUGGUGGAAGCCGAGUUGAAGGAUGCCAUCACCGCCAUUCGGAAACCUAAUCGUGACCUAGCGGGCAAGGCCAUCGUUGAGGAUGCGGCGAAGCGGGUUUCCGGGGGCCUUUCUUCGAUUAAGAAGUCUAAGAAACCGCCGACUCGACAUCCACUAUUUGAAUCGGUACAGGUCAAGGUCACACCUGCUACACAUCGCUUCCGCGAUGCCUUGAGCACAGAGUCACAGGGCGUAAAUAAUUUGUUCAUCCCGAUGUCGAGUAUUCCGCCAUCCAGCGCAUCGAGAGUUCCCUCUACGGGACCACGGAGGGGCCAUAUCGAUAUAAUGGGCAGUACUCCAUCAUCUGCUAUACAGGCCACACCUAUCAAGCGUGGAGGGCACGAGGCCGGAAUUCCGCCUUCGUCGCCCUUGAUGGCAAGGAAGCCUGCGAAAGCUCAGCAUCCAAGCGUGCCGGGAAGUGUGAUCAGGUCGAGAUUUGAGCCUAUGCGGUCACCAUCGCCAGACAUUGGCCUGCCGGCUACACCAUGUAAACAACGGACGGUGGACGUGCUGGGAGACGAGGUGGCGGCAACUCCGAUGCGCAGAUCAUCACUUGCGCCGCCUCCACCACCACCAGAGGAAGAGAAACCAAAGUCGAUUUACGCACGACUUGGGUGGGAAGACGACUUUGACGACUUUUAA